This is a messenger RNA of Heterobilharzia americana, 2844 nucleotides long. NCBI's taxonomy places the organism in Eukaryota, Metazoa, Platyhelminthes, Trematoda, Strigeidida, Schistosomatidae. The record is from the annotation of a GenBank genome assembly.
AUGUUUGCUUUUAAAUUGCAUUAUUAUAUAUCUUCCUACCCAGACUCUAUGCAGUUCUUAACUUCAUGUCUUUUAAUGAUUUUAUUUGUUUUCAAAGUUGGUCACUCAGUACAAAGGAAACCAAAGCCCGUUAACGGUCGAACACAUCACUGGAGGUGUUAUGUGGAUAGUUGGAAUCCUCGUUACCCAUUGUCCGCGUUUGUAAAAAAAGUCACCUUCAAACUGCAUAAUACCUUUGAAAAUCCAAGACAAGUUGUACGACAAGCUCCAUUUGCUAUUGAAGAAGAUGGUUUUGGAACAUUCCAGUUACAGAUUGAAGUUGCCUUCCUUGACUGCGUUACCACAUUCUACUAUGAUUUGACACUUUUCGAUCAAAAUGCUUUGCAUACCUAUCGUACAAUACAACUGGAUCCAGCACCUGAAGACUGGGAUAAACUUAUCCAACUAGGCGGAAUUGCUGUACCACGAACUUCAAAUCAGUGUACUGUGCAUGAAAUUGUUCAAACCAUUCAAUCGUAUUCUGAUUUGGAAUCACUUCAUCCAUUUUCAUUCUAUCCAGAGUUGGAAUCGACUAAAAAAUCGACCAACAAAGAUAAAUUAGCUACAUCAACAAGUCAAGCGAAAAUGCAUGAUUAUUCUAAAACUGAUGCAUAUUCAGAUGUUAACCACAGUUUACAAGUAUCGUCAUCUUCAUCUUCAUCUGAUCGUUUGCUGACAAAUCAAUUUCUCCCACAAAAGCAUAAAAAGAAACUUCAGUUGUUACAUGAAGCUCAAUUAUUAUUGGAAAAGGCGCAACAAAGUCAGAAUUGGGCACCAGUAAUUUCCCCACCGCCACCACAAAUACAGCCGCCCAUGAUUACAAAUAUAAACAGUCCUGAAGGUAGUCAUAUGCCUUCUCCUGAUCCAUCUACAUGGUCAUCACAUUUCAGUCCAUCGAGGUCCAGUCUACAUGAGCAAACUGAUAUAGUCGAACAGGAUCAUCACUCCUACAAAAGCCAAAAAUCCCCUGUGGUACAUUUUCAUCGCAAAAUAACCAAGGACACACCUUUCAUGAAAUCACCAAAAUCUGAUCCGACUAAAAUAAGUUAUGUAGUCGACUCUAACAAACAAGAAAAUUCUGCGCCUAAACAGCGUAUUGUCCUAAAAUUAUCACGAUCAAGUUGUGGGAGCCAGUUAUCAGUUUCAUCUUCACAACCCCUUGAUGAUGAGUUUGCUGUUGAGAAAUUAGAUAGAAAAAAACACAAGAAGGAAUCUAAGAAAGAACGUCAUGACAAAAGUUCAAGGGGUUCAUCAUCGAAGCAUUCACUGACUAAUCGUCCCAAUACAACGGUCAGUACUACUGUUGCCGGUAUGUCAGAUAAGGACAUGAUUGAGACUCAUAUCAUGAGCAAGUUGUCGUCGCAGAUAUUUUCUUCAGAAACAUCAUCAACUUCGUCUAAAAAGCAUUAUUCACCUAGAAAGUAUUCAUCUCGUGAUACGUGUUCAAAUAAUUCGAGUCCCAGACUGGUAUAUAGUCAACGUAAAUCAGGGAAUGCAAGUCCUAAAAUCCGCUCUGAAAUUAGCAGUAGUGAAAGUCAUAGCAAUAAAAGCAAUAGUGAUGCGUCAAUGCUCGGAAGUGCAAACGUAAAGGAGGAUUCAUUAAAACUCAGUAAAAAAGGGGAGGAAAAUGAACUUUCACAUCGAGUAAGUCAACAGCAACGGCUAAAACAUCAAUAUUCUCCAAUGAAUGAAUUACAACAAGUUGGGAAGGACGCAUUUACAUCUGAUGCUGAUUCUCUAGGUGAUUCUUAUAGUCGAUCAACACAUUCCCAUUUACUUCUCUUGGAUCAGAAAGAUGACGAUUAUCAUGAUGGUUGUUUUCCAAACGAUUCUGGGAGAGAAACACCAGUAGUUGAUUAUUUCGGUGACGAAAUGCAGCAGCAGAGAGAACAGCAUUCUACUUCAGUCCCGCAUUCUAUUCCCCCACCAGCUAUACUCUCUUCAUCAAAUGUGAGGAAUUUCAGGUAUGCUGACGAAUUAUCGGUUGUCAGCGGUCAUAAUCCUGGCUAUUCAGCUGCUAGCGAUGGUGGUAGUAGUCGUCCAUAUGAUCCCGAAGAACGGUUGACACAUUCAGUCGCAGCUACCAGUAGUGAAUUGUAUGAGGAAGAUUUUGAUGAUUUUACACCACCGAAAACUUACUCUACGAGUGAUGAGUUAAAUAAACCAACCAACCAAAUAUUGGCAUCUAAAUUUACUGAUCAAAAAUGUGUUAAGCGAAGUAAAAUAGACUCGGAUGAAUCUCAGCUAUCACUUGGUAAAAGUAAACAAUAUAUUGAUGACAAAACUGAGUCAAGACUGUCGAAAAAAUCAAAGAUUAAGAUUUCCGCUAACAGUUCAAAUAAAUGUUUGUCGUAUUCAGAUGUAGAUUUUAACAAGUCGAUUGAUCCAAAUAUUCCAGCAAAACAACCGAAAAUCUUAAAUCUUUCAAAAUCAUCAGAUGAUCGUCAGUCUAAAUCACUUAGUCUUUCAGAUAGUCAUUCCGUAGAAGUGCAUAACAGACAAAAGUCAAGUGUAAAGAAAUUCAAGUCAUAUGAUAAAUCUUCAUGUAAACCAUCGAUUACAACUGUUGAUCAUACCAAACAGUUUGAAAAUUCACCAGGACACAACAAAACAUGUCUGUCGAGUAAAGAUAAAGGUGUGAAGCAUACGAAUAAGUCUACAAAGAAUGACAGACAACCAGAAAGUUCAUCGAAAGUUUCUAGUGAGUACGAAACUUUUAGCUCCAUUUCAAUCUCAGGAACACAGAAAUCUUCUAAAGUCCUAAACUCCACUGAGACGAAAAAGCCGACUAAACCGAAAAAGUAG